This is a messenger RNA of Capronia coronata CBS 617.96, 1443 nucleotides long. RefSeq lists its product as uncharacterized. The transcript has a single exon. The record is from RefSeq and is a predicted model, not a curated record. Gene Ontology annotation, molecular function: catalytic activity. NCBI's taxonomy places the organism in Eukaryota, Fungi, Ascomycota, Eurotiomycetes, Chaetothyriales, Herpotrichiellaceae. Bases 1 to 1443 code for a protein of 480 amino acids.
AUGACACGCCCAAGUCUGCACGUCAGAUGUGAUGCGAUUGUUCAGUCUAUACUUCGAAGUUCAACACCAUCAGCUUUAUCACCACCACCUCUAUCACGGCGCUCAGUCCCUCAAACACCACGCCGUUCUCAAUCACUCGUAGCCACUUCAAGUACAGAAACCAACCGCUCCCGCUCCAGCUCCAGCUCCAGUGACCUUCCACUCAGUGGUCUGAAAGUGCUGGACCUGUCACGCGUCCUAGCCGGCCCCUUCUGCACACAGAUCCUGGCCGACUACGGCGCCGACGUGAUCAAAGUCGAGCAACCCCUGGUUGGGGACGAGACGCGCCAAUGGCGCACGCACGGCGAGACCCAGCAGAAAUGGCGACCCGAACACAACCUCAUGUCGCUGUACUUUGCCGCCGUGAACCGCAACAAACGGUCCGUCACGGUAGACCUGAAGACUCGGAAAGGGGUUGAGGUCGUCAAGGCACUAGCCAGCCGGAGCGACGUGGUCGUCAACAACUUCCUGCCCGGCAAAAUGGACGAGUUGGGUCUCGGGUACGACGCCUUGAAGAGCGGAAAUGAUCGGGGGCUUAUCUACGCCAGUGUUAGCGGGUACGGGGCCACAGGGCCGAGUCGCGAUCGUGCCGGAUACGAUGCCAUCGCGCUCGCCGAGGCUGGGUUGUUGCAUAUCACGGGCGAUGAGAAGGGAGGGCCGACCAAGCCGGGUGUCGCAAUCGCGGAUCUCUGCACCGGCUUGUAUACUCACGGAGCGAUUCUGGCGGCGUUGAAUCUGAGACAGAAGACGGGGUUGGGAUGUAAAAUCGAUGCCAGCUUGUUCGAGAGCAGUUUGAGCUUGUUGAUUAAUGUCGGCCUGGCGGCUUUGAAUCUCGACCUUGACCAAGGGCCCCAGAGGAGAAGGAGAGGGAAGCGAUUGGGUUUGGGACAUCCAAAUCUCGUGCCUUAUGGAGCCUUCGAGACCAAGGAUCAGAAGAUGCUCUUUGUGGCUGCCAAUAAUAAUCGGCAAUGGAAGGGGCUUUGUGCGCGGUUGGAUGUCGAGGGAUUAUGGGAUGAUUCACGGUUCAGCACCAACGAUGGAAGAGUGGAGAACAGGGACGAGAUCAAUGGCAUUCUGGAGAAGAGGUUUCGUGAGAAACCAAUGGAUCAGUGGUUGAAAGUCCUGGAAGGGAGUGGCCUGCCGUAUGGAGCCAUUAACGAUGUCGUCGACGCGUUGGAGCACCCGCAAGCGACCGCCAGAGAGAUGGUCAUGGACAUCAAUGAUUUCGAAGCUGCGAGGGAUGGCGUGUUGAAGCUGAUCGGUCCUGCGGUCAAAUUCGAUGGGCUUGCCAUGGAUGUCCGGAUAAAGCCACCACUGCUGGGCGAACAUACCGACGGGGUCCUGGCAGAUCUUGGGUAUGGACCUGCGCAAAUUGCUGAAAUGAGAACAGCUGGCGUCGUCUGA